AUGAUAGUGUUGGACAGACUCAGUAUUGAGCACUCUCGCAUGAUGGUUGUAUGCUUUACCCUGCUAAGCUAUCCAGAUGACAAUCCAUUUAGAAAUCCUACCUGGGAAGAGAUCAUGGGGAACAGAGACAGAAUGGAGCCGCCUCACAUGCACCGGCCCGGGGUUCAUGAUGAAUUUUUUGGCCCUGGAGGACCUGAAGAUCACUUUACUUCAGUCUUCGGCCAAAUGGACAGUAUGUUUCAGCAGCUGGAUGCUAUGAUGCAAGGGCUACAACAACACCCCGGACAUUUUGUGAUUACAGAGGAGCCAGAAGAUCCAUCAGCAAAGCUAGCACCUCGAGAUUUUAUGCUAAAGGCACCUGACAGUGAUUUGGCAGAGGAAUCAGGUCUUCCUCAGGACAGACCUUUUGAAGGGGAGAGGCAUGAUGGACACAAGCACUGGGGUCCUCAUGGCUUCAGUGGUGGUUUCGGAGGCUUUGGAGGCUUCCAUGGAGGUAUACAUGGAGGCUUGAACGACCCAUUCGACAUGAUGGAGGAAUUUUUCCAUAACUUUGGGAGACAUUUUGGAGGGUCGCCUUUUGAAGGACCGCAGGGUGGUGGUCCUCCAGUGCUACCAGGGCCAGGCAUGGAUCAUUCUGACAGCAGUAGGGAUUCAGUGCUAAAGGAGGAUUCUGAUCUUGAUGACAGGGUCUCGGGUGGCCUUUCUCAGCUGCUAAAAGAAGGACCGCGAUACGACUCCCUUAAUCCACCUGCAGGAAACACGCCUCUUGGUCCUCCAGACGGCCUACAGCUUCAGCCUGGGAUUCAACACAGGUUCCACUCAUCCACUAUUACCCGAAUUCGAAGACCUGACGGGUCCAUUGAAGAGACAAGAAAGUACCGCGACAGCACAGGUCGGGAGGAAGAGACUGUCACCCACUACCAGCCAGAAGCAGAAACCUCUCCAGGAAGCCUCCUAAAGCCAGGGCCAGGAGGGACAGCGGAUGGACAGGAGGGGGGCCAGCACCCUAUUUCUGGGCCGUCGAUCUUUUCGUGGCUCUUCACGCGAUAGAUGAUUUAUUGACAGCUAUCUUGGUUUUCGCACUUUAAAAUAAUAUAUCUAUAUAUUACGAGUGUUCUGAAAUGGUCUCUUUAAUAUAGUAUAUAUACAUGAAGCAGUCAUCUUUGAUUAAUGUGUGAUUGCAUAAAAAAAGAAAGUAUAUGCAGUUUAAUCUUUUAUAUUUUACUUUUUUUCUUCAGUCUUCUUGGCAUAAAGAUUUACAUAUGAAUUCUGAAUGUAAAGGGAAGUCUAUAUGGCUCUGUAUAAACCAGUGAUGAAAGCUGUGGAAAAGUAUGUCUUUUGAGUGUUUGUUUUAGAACAUUAGACAACUUUCUGGAUUUCUAUGAUUUAUGUUUAUAACAACACUAGUGUGAAUAUAUCAAAAUAAGUGUUUUAUUUAUUUAUUAUUUUUUUGUUUAGAACCUCUUUUAUGUGAAAGAUGUAAUUAGUUGGUGGUUUUCUUGCUAAUAAGGGUGUAUCUAUAGUAAUGAGAUGGGGAUGAGUGUAAAAAGAAAUAUCUUUUAUUAAUAAAUUGUAAUAAAUAUA
Molecule: messenger RNA, 1584 nt
Organism: Penaeus indicus
Lineage: Eukaryota; Metazoa; Arthropoda; Malacostraca; Decapoda; Penaeidae
Product: HCLS1-associated protein X-1-like
Exons: 9
Coding region: 1-1050 (349 amino acids)
Biological process (GO): regulation of actin filament polymerization; negative regulation of apoptotic process
Cellular component (GO): apical plasma membrane; sarcoplasmic reticulum; clathrin-coated vesicle
Source: RefSeq, a predicted model, not a curated record